AAGGAUGUUUAGUGCGAAAUUUACGUGUAGUGACAUGAGAUUUGACACAUUCCAUUCGACGGAGGGCGAGAGAAGAGCGGACAGAGCUAAAUUUUGAAAAUGAGCAAGGUGCUGAGAAAGUUGUGAAUAUCAGAACUUUAAUUACUCCUGUAAAAUGUCGCAUAUUUGAUGAAAAAAAGUGUAUCGUGUGAACAAAUGAGAAAGUAAGAAGAAAUCUUAUAAAUGUAAUUUUAGGGAGUUUGUCUCUUAAGAAUUGUUGAUGAGGAGAGGAUUACAAAGAGAAAAAAGAGAAACAAAACGCGAUGGUACCUACCUUAAUGUGUUUUUCAUUAAUUUCUAGCUGUAAUGGAAGAUAAAGUUUAAUUUAAAGUUGUAUAUUUUGUAAAAUUCUACCAUGUAAGAUCUUAAGUUACGCGUUGGAGUAUAAAAAUCUUUGUAAAAUGUUAUAUAAAAGUGUCUAUAGAGUAGAUAAGUGAGAAAAUAACAAAGUUAAUGCAGUGAAAAGAAACAGAAACACAAGUUUAAUGACAAAGGAAGAAAAACCGGCGAGAAAUCUGAUAAAGUCAAAGAGAAAAGGAAGUGAGAAAACAAAUUGCUUGAAGCUUUUCUUUUUUAUUAUUUGAAAAAGAACUAUGUUAAAAUGGUAUUUUGUAAAAAUAUUGAUGAGUUUCUAUUUAAUACUUUGUUAAUUAUAUUUAAGAAGAGAAAGAGAGAGAGGGAGCGAGAGAGAAGGAACAGUGCAGAGAAUGUGAGGAAACGCCCACAAAUUCGUUAUUUGAUGAUAAGAGAGAAAGUUGAUUAUUUUACAGCAUUGCGUGUCUUAAUUUCUAUUUUUAUAUUCUCUAAUUUUUAAACAGCGCAAACUAAUUCCCAUUUUUUGUCAGUUGAUCUUUUCUUUACAAAUCAUGUCAAUAAUUUUAUUGAUUUUUAUCUUUUGAGAAUAUCAUUUUUGAUCUUUCACAAAGUAAACAACAAACUUUAUGUAUUAAUGAAGUAAUGGAUAAAAGGAAGGCGAAGAGAGAAAAUCGUGAAUAUAUUUAAAUAAAAAAGAGAGAAUAUUUAGUUAAGUGAUGAAAAGGUUUUAAUUUAAUUUACAAUUAAUAUACAGAAAUUAGUGAGUAUAGACAGAAAUCUAUCUGAUGUAAUGAGAUGGAGAAUGGAAAAUGUAUAAUUAAUACUUAAAAUUAUAUUUUCUGUAAAAAUAAAACUUAUGUAUUAAUUUUGUGGUUCCUGUGUCUAAAAUUUGCAACAAUAUAGCGCGUGUGAUGCAAGAACGUGCUAUUUACAGGCUUCGCCCGCGGAAGUGUGCAGGUCAAAACUCACUCCCUAUCAGAUUUCGCCACAAAAGAUCCCCUCCGGAUGCCGGAGAUCUGAUCUCUGACCUUCUCAGAGAGAAUUGGUAUGCUGAAAAUACCUCAAUCCGAAAGAUUUUGUCCAUUCCUGGGCCAGUUGUCGCAGUCUGAAGGUGUUUUCCGGGCGUGUUUAGUGAGCGAAAUGGCGAUAUUUGCCUGUAUAGUUGCACUGCUGAUUCUGUUCUGCUGGAUAGACUCGAGGAGACCACGAGGAUUUCCGCCAGGACCUCCAUGGCUGCCUAUUGUUGGCAAUUUUCCACUUCUAUUUCGCCUCAAGAAGUCCUUAAGCCACCAUCACAUGAUUUGGCAGCACCUGAGCGUCCAAUACGGGAGUGUUGUUGGACUACGUCUGGGCAGAGAUCGAGUUAUUGUUGUAUCCGGCUGUGAAGCCAUCCGGGAGUUCUAUAAUCGCGCCGAAUUUGACGGCAGGCCUGAUGGCUUCUUCUUCAGAGUGCGCUCAUUCGACCAGAGACUGGGUUUGGUGUUCACGGACGGUCAGGCGUGGGAGACACAGAGGCGCUUCUGCAUGAAAACGCUGAAGCAGCUGGGCUUUGGCAGGUUCAGCAUGGUGCAGCGCAUUGAGCAGGAGGCUGAAGCGAUGGUUGAGCAUCUGUGGAGGAAGAACCAGCGAGAUGGUGGCAUUUUCAUGCACAAUGCUUUCGAUAUUUGUGUGCUGAACGUCCUCUGGACUCUGAUGGCGGGCAAAAGGUUCGAUCUGGAGGAUAAGAGACUCACUGUGCUGAUGAAGCUCAUUCAUGAGAGCUUCAGGAUAAUCGACAUGUCUGGUGGAAUAUUGAAUCAAUAUCCUGCAAUCAGGCACAUUCUACCCAAUUUAUCAGGCUACAGACCUUUAGUGGAGGCUUUCAAGCCACUCUGGAGCUUCCUCAGGGAGACAAUUGAGGAAAUUCAGCUGGGCAAAGAGGAAUUCAGUGAGCCCAAGAGUUUAAUUGAUGCCUACGUGAGGCAAAUCACGAGUUCUCACAAUUCUGCAACCACUUUCACGGAGGAACAACUUCUAUCUCUCUGUCUGGAUAUGUUUCAAGCCGGAUCAGAGACCACCAGCAACACUCUGGCCUUCUCUCUCAUCUACAUGCUUCACUACCCCGAAGUGGCCAAGAGAGUCACAGAGGAAUUGAGAACGGUUGUAGGUUCUGGCUUCCCAAAGCUGCAGCACAGACCUCAUCUCAGCUACACCGAAGCGGUUCUCUGCGAGAUCAUGAGGUGCGUCAAUGUGGCUCCUCUGGCCAUCGUUCAUCGCGCCCUGGAAACGGUCAAGUUCAUGGGAUUCACCGUGCCCAAAGGCACUCUCGCUCUGGUCUCCCUGUACAGCCUUCACAUGGACGAGAAGGCAUGGGAGAGACCUCGAGAGUUCCUUCCCGAGAGAUUUCUCGACGAGAACGGCGUGCUAAUCAACCAUGAGGGCUUCCUUCCCUUCGGCUCCGGCAAGCGUCGCUGCAUGGGUGAGAAUCUGGCAAAAUCGAGUCUCUUCGUCUUCUUCGCAACCUUUAUGCAUGCCUUUGAGAUGGAAUUGCCAGAAGAUGCCGAACAUCUACCGGAUCUCGAGGGAGUCGAUGGCAUAACAUUGUCACCAAAGGCAUACAAAAUCAUCCUAUCGCGGCGAGUUGUUGCAUCGAAGAUCGCCCGAGCCAGUCGUGAUCGGCACAGUGAAUUUGCUUAUCUGGCGCGCAGUGUGGGAUCCGACACAGAGCCGCCAAGACGUUGCCCAAAGGAGUUGACUGCAGAAAGGCGUGCUCUUCAAUGUGAUUUACGUAAUACGAACAUCGCGAUGGACGGUACUUUAAUGCUUCUUGUGCUGCUCUUGUGCCUCCUUGUAGGACUUUUGCUGCUGAGAGAGUUCUGGCGCCCCAGGAAUUUCCCACCAGGGCCUCAGUGGCUUCCGUUCGUGGGAAACUCCCCACAGAUUCGACGGGAGGCCAGGAAGUUGGGGGGCCUGCACAGAGUGUACGAUCAAUGGACAAAGGAUUACAGUAGUCCAGUGCUGGGCAUGAAGAUGGGCGGUAAUUUCUACGUCGUGGGCUCAUCUCAUGCCAUCGUGCGGGACAUUCACAUGCGAGAGGAGUUCGAGGGGCGGCCAAAGAAUUUUUUCAUGCGCCUCCGAACGAUGGGUUCAUUGCGCGGCAUCACGUGUGUGGACGGAGCCAUGUGGGCGGAACACCGAGCAUUCACCGUGAAACACUUGCGAAAUGCCGGCUACGGACGCCAGCCAAUGGAAGUGUUGAUUGAGGAGGAACUCGGUGAUCUGCUCACCUUGAUAGAGUCGCAAGGAGAGAAGGAGGGCAGUUUCUGGCCGGGAAAGUAUCUCCCGGUGUCCGUGCUGAAUGUCCUGUGGACUUUCACGGCUGGGAAGCGCCUUGGCAGGGAGGAUGAUAGGAUUGAGAGGUUGCUGGCACUUCUUCAGCAGCGCUCUAAGGCCUUUGAUAUGUCUGGAGGAGUGCUGUCAUCGAUGCCGUGGGUGAGAUUCCUGGCGCCCGAGUGGAGUGGAUACAAUUUAAUCCGGAGAUUCAAUGAGGAGUUGAAGGAUCUGCUUAUGGAGGCGAUUGAGAGACACCAUGAAACAUAUAGCGAGGAAAAAUCAUCGGAUGACCUCAUUUAUGCCUUCAUCAAGGAAAUGAGGGCUCAGAGUGGUCACACAGACUCCACAUUUACCGAUAUUCAACUCUCAAUGGUUAUCCUGGACAUCUUCAUUGCAGGAUCUCAAACUACAAGCACCACUAUCGAUCUGGCACUCAUGAUGCUCCUCAUCAAUCCCGCGAUUCAGGAGAAAAUCAGUAGAGAAAUCUCAGAGAAUGCCCAGAAAUUACACUUGAACACACUCACGGCAGCUCAGCACGGGAACUUUCCCUUCACGGAAGCAUAUCUGAUGGAGAUUCGUCGCUUCUUCAAUGUUGUCCCCAUAUCUGGACCACGCAGAGCAACAAAGGAAACUCUAUUGGGUGGUUAUACAAUCCCCAAGAACUCCACAAUUCUCAUCAAUCUCCACUCAGUGCACAUGGAUGAAGACUUCUGGGGAGAUCCCAAGGUUUUCCGCCCUGAGAGAUUUCUUACCGAAGAUGGAAAGAUCUGCAAUGUGGAGAGACUCAUGCCAUUCGGCCAGGGAAAGAGACGAUGUCUCGGUGACACUCUAGCUCGUGCGUGCAUCUUCACUUUCUUCACUGGCAUCGUACAGAGAUUUAAGCUGUCCACACGCAAUGAAGAUGAGAAGCCAGAUGUUCAUCUUCUGCCUGGAAUCACUCUCUCGCCUAAGCCGUACAAAGUGUUCUUUGAGAAGCGGGAAAAGCUCUCUUACUAA
Phlebotomus argentipes is the source of this 4662-nucleotide messenger RNA. RefSeq lists its product as uncharacterized. NCBI's taxonomy places the organism in Eukaryota, Metazoa, Arthropoda, Insecta, Diptera, Psychodidae. Gene Ontology annotation, cellular component: cytoplasm; intracellular membrane-bounded organelle. Bases 1402 to 4662 code for a protein of 1086 amino acids. The transcript is spliced from 5 exons. Gene Ontology annotation, biological process: xenobiotic metabolic process. Gene Ontology annotation, molecular function: oxidoreductase activity, acting on paired donors, with incorporation or reduction of molecular oxygen, reduced flavin or flavoprotein as one donor, and incorporation of one atom of oxygen; heme binding; iron ion binding. The record is from RefSeq and is a predicted model, not a curated record.